Plutella xylostella (diamondback moth) is the source of this 982-nucleotide messenger RNA. Its product is annotated as trypsin CFT-1. Gene Ontology annotation, biological process: proteolysis. Gene Ontology annotation, molecular function: serine-type endopeptidase activity. The record is from RefSeq and is a predicted model, not a curated record. Lineage: Eukaryota; Metazoa; Arthropoda; Insecta; Lepidoptera; Plutellidae.
CAUCUUUCUGACGCGCGCUAGUAAUGCUUUCUGUUUGACGUAGCCUUAUGUUAUUUUAAGGUUGUUUUAAAUUUGCGGUUAGUUAUUAUAUAGCCCUCAUUGUAACGUACUUUAUCACUGUAUUUGCAGAUGCAUGGUCAGUGGCUGCUGGGGGGUUUCUGUGGGGGCGUGAUACUCACACAGCACCACGUGCUCACCGCUGCGCACUGCUUACAUAGAAAAAUCAAUGACACUGCAGCUGCUACUGGAACUACCAUCUUGAGGGCAUCUAAAGUUGUCAUUCGCGUCGGAUCCACCUACAAUGACCGCGGAGGCUCAGAGCAUGCGACGUCCAAGACCGUGGUCCACGAGGACUACAACUACAAAUAUUCGAAGAGUAAAGACAACGACGUGGCAGUGUUGGUGCUGCCGACCAGUAUAAGCAACUACCGGAGCAGCUCGGUGCAGCCAGCCGCCAUCCCCCCGGGGGGGUAUGUGGUCCCGGACAACGCGUCUGUGGUAGCUGUCGGGUGGGGACAGACUGAUAUGAACUGCAGCAAGUCAACCCCCCUCGGGCUGCGGCACGUGGGGCUGCGCACGGUGGACCGAGACACCUGCGCCGCGCGUUAUCCGAGAUUAUUCUCAUACAACAACAUGCUCUGCGUGGGGCUGCUUGGUGUUGGAGGAGCUAGUACUUGCAAGGGUGACUCAGGUGGUCCCUUGGUGUACAACGGGGUGGUGGUUGGGGUGACCUCAUUUGGGAAGUUAUGCGACACUUACUUUUACCCUGAUGUGUCUACGCGCGUCUCUAGCUACACCGACUGGAUCAACAACACUGUAAGUCAAAAUCAGGUUGUGGUCGUGCACAAGAACAGUCACAAUACCGCCGUGGCAGCUGACGUCACCAGUUUGAUGCUACUCGCCUUCGCAACGUCAAUUUGGAUAAUAUAUUCCAAAAUCUCAUGAAUUCAGUAAGUACCUACAGAAGAUAAUUUUAGUGUCU